GGCAAUGAUAUUUAAUCGACAAAAUUAUAUAGAGGUCACCUUGAAGUUUUAUUUGAAUUUGAGUAACAUACAAAGUAUUUUAGAUCUGUUAUUAUCUAUUUGUUAGUGAAUAUAUUAAAAAAUUAAAUAUGGGAGGAAAAUGGUCAACUAUGGAUCCUUCUGAAGUUCAAGUUCCAGAAAUAAAUAUUUUAUUGGAAAGAGAUCCAUAUUUAAAACCUUAUGAAAAUGAGAUUCGCAAGAGGUAUGCAUUAUUUAAAGACUAUAUAGAAAAAUUAGAAACUGGUGAUGGCAGUUUAGAUAAAUUUUCAAGAGGUUAUGAAAUUUAUGGAAUUCAUAUAAAUGAAGACAAUAGUGUUGUUGCAAAAGAAUGGGCACCUAGUGCACAGGAAUUAUUUUUAACAGGAGAUUUUAAUGGUUGGAAUAGGACAAUUAAUUCAUAUAAAAAAUUAGAUUAUGGAAAAUGGGAAUUACAUUUACCUCCUAAUGCUGAUGGUAGUUGUCCAAUAAAGCAUCUUUCAGAAAUUAAAAUAAUUGUAAAAGACCAAAAUAAUGAAUUAUUGGAACGAUUAAGUCCUUGGGCUACAUAUGUCACACAAGAUAAAUCUGAAAGUGCUACAUAUAAACAACGUAUAUGGUAUCCAUUACCUGAAAAUGUUUAUAAAUUUAAAUAUUCCAAACAGAAGAAACCAAAAAGUCUUAGAAUUUAUGAAUGUCAUGUUGGUAUUGCAACUCAGGAAUUAAAAAUUGGUACAUACCUAGAAUUUGCUAAAAACAUAAUACCUCGUAUUGUAAAACAAGGCUAUAAUGCUAUACAAUUAAUGGCUAUUAUGGAACAUGCUUAUUAUGCUAGUUUUGGAUAUCAGGUAACUUCAUUUUAUGCUGCUUCAUCUCGUUAUGGUACACCAGAAGAGUUAAAACAAUUGAUAGAUACAGCGCAUCAAUAUGGUUUAUAUGUUUUAUUAGAUGUGGUACAUUCACAUGCAUCAAAGAAUACUUUAGAUGGUUUAAAUAUGUUUGAUGGUACUGAUGGUUGUUUUUUCCAUUCUGGCAAUCGUGGUCAUCAUCCACUGUGGGAUAGUAGACUUUUUAAUUAUGGAGAAUAUGAAGUAUUACGAUUUUUACUUUCCAAUUUGCGUUGGUACAUUGAGGAAUAUAAUUUUGAUGGAUUUAGAUUUGAUGGAGUUACAUCAAUGUUGUAUCAUUCAAGAGGAUUUGGACAAGGUUUUACUGGUCAUUAUGAAGAAUAUUAUGGACUUAAUGUUGAUGUUGAAGGUGUAGUUUAUUUAAUGCUUGCAAACUAUAUUUUACAUUAUUUAUAUCCAAAUAUGAUUACCAUAGCAGAGGAUGUUAGUGGAAUGCCUGGAGUUUGCAGGCCAAUUACUGAAGGUGGUUUAGGUUUUGAUUAUCGAUUAGCCAUGGCUAUUCCUGAUAAAUGGAUUAAACUUUUAAAAGAAAUAAAAGAUGAAGAUUGGAAUGUUGGAGAUAUUUGUUGGACAUUAACUAAUCGAAGAUGGAUGGAGAAAACAGUAGCUUAUUCAGAAUCUCAUGACCAAGCUCUUGUAGGUGAUAAAACAAUUGCAUUUUGGCUUAUGGAUAAAGAAAUGUAUUUUCAUAUGAGUACAUUAAGUUCACCUAAUGUAAUUAUAAAUCGUGGAAUUGCUCUUCAUAAUCUGAUUACAUUAAUCACACAUGCAUUAGGAGGUGAAGCUUAUUUAAAUUUUAUGGGUAAUGAAUUUGGUCAUCCUGAAUGGUUGGAUUUUCCACGAGCUGGUAAUGCAGAUAGUUAUCAUUAUGCUAGAAGACAAUGGAAUUUAGUAGAUGAUGAAUUACUUAAGUACAAAUUUAUGAAUAAUUGGGAUCGGGCUGUAAAUACUCUUGAAGCAAAAUAUGGAUGGCUACAUGCUGAACCUGGAUAUAUAAGUUUGAAACAUGAAGAGGAUAAAAUAAUUGUUUUUGAUCGUGCAGAACUUAUAUUUGUUUUUAAUUUUCAUCCAAUCAAAUCAUUUCCUGAUUAUACUAUUGGUAUAAAAACUGCAGGAACUUAUAAAAUUCUUUUGUGUAGUGAUGAUAAAAAUUUUGGUGGAGAAAACCGUGUUAAUACUAAUAUACAACAUUUUACGAAACCAGAAUCUUUUUCUGAUUAUUCAAAUAGUAUGAUGAUUUAUAUUCCUUGUCGCACAGCUAUUAUUUAUAUUCGAGAGGAACUUUAACAUUUUUAAAAGGCAUAGAGAGAAGAAUAACUUUAAAGUCACAUAAAAAUAAAAGUACUACCUAUUUUACCAAAGUGUUAAAUUUUAAGUAGAUAAAAAUCAAGAAAAAUAAAUAUAAUAUACAGUUUUAUUCCGAAAUAAGCAAUUCUUUUGAGAUUACUCAAUUUUGACUUAAUAUCGCUUUCUUCAUUCAAUAAAUGAAACAAAAAACUCGAAAUUGUGGCAAAUCAUAAAAUAAUAAAACAUAGUACAGUUAUUCUUCGGAAAAGAAUAGAAUAUAUGACAUACACUCUUGCUCUGUCAUUGAAUGAACAUAAAUGUUUAUAAUUUUUUGCUUUCACAAAUUAGUUUUCACAUUAGUUCUUGAUUUAAAAUAAAAGAAGAGGAGAUAGCAAAUUUAGUAAUUUAUAGCAAAAAAUAGUUGCUUAUUUCAGAUCAGAUGUAUUAUAUAUAUAUAUUUAUAUUUAUGUUAUAUUAUAUUAUAUAAAUAAUAUAUAUAAUAUAUAUAUAUAUAUAUAUUAUAGUUUAGACAAAUUAAUUGAUAUAAAAGACUUAAAAAGUACAAAUCAAAAUACUCAUGUAUAUAAUUUUUAAAAAUUAUAAAUCAGAGUUUUAU
Apis laboriosa (Himalayan honeybee) is the source of this 2826-nucleotide messenger RNA. RefSeq names its product 1,4-alpha-glucan-branching enzyme (gene AGBE). The record is from RefSeq and is a predicted model, not a curated record. Gene Ontology annotation, cellular component: cytoplasm. Lineage: Eukaryota; Metazoa; Arthropoda; Insecta; Hymenoptera; Apidae. The transcript is spliced from 10 exons. Gene Ontology annotation, molecular function: 1,4-alpha-glucan branching enzyme activity; cation binding; hydrolase activity, hydrolyzing O-glycosyl compounds. Bases 129 to 2210 code for a protein of 693 amino acids. Gene Ontology annotation, biological process: glycogen biosynthetic process.